AUGGAGAUUCUUAAGCGCCAUAGAAUUCAACACUCUCUGUGUGUAGCUCUUGCUUUUCUUCAGUUCUCGUCACUGCAGUUCCCCUCACUCGGGUACAACGUCCCAGAUAAGUACUUUAUCAAUUGCGGGUCAGACAACAGUGUUACCGAGAGUGGAAAGGUUUACGUUGGUGAAUCAAGCCUUGGAACCAGUUUUGGUAGCAGCAGCAACACAGAAAAGAAUGAGUCAUCGGUGCCUUCUCCUCUAUACCAAACAGCAAGGAUUUUUAGAGGGGACAGUGGGUAUAAGUUCAACAUCGAUACAAAUGGCACCUACCUGGUACGCCUCCAUUUCUUUCCUUUCUCUUCCCCGAGUAAUCUUUCCUCGGCCAGGUUCAACGUUUCAGUUCCUGGUUUCUGGUUGUUGCAAAAUUUUACUGGUACAAAUGACACCAAUAACAACUCCGCUUUAGUAAAAGAGUUUUUCAUGCAUAUCACUUCCACCAGCUUGAAAAUAACUUUCAGACCUCUGUCAUCAUCAUUUGCGUUUGUUAAUGCUAUAGAACUCUUCGUACUACCCCUCCAUUUGAUCUCCGAUGCUGUGGCGCGUUUCACUCCUAUUGGAGGUUUAUCUACCUACAGCGGAGAUUUGUACUCUCGGGUGUUGGAGACCAAAUAUAGGCUUAAUGUUGGUGGCCAAGCUACCAAAGAUAUGUUAUUGAGAAACUGGAUUCCAGAUGAUAUUUAUCUCUCUUAUCCAGUAAACGCCAAGAACCAUUCCCCUUACCAGGAUCAAAUUCGGUAUCAUGUAGGUGAUGACUCCAAUGGUCCAAACGCGACUAGAAUUACUGCACCAACUGAGGUGUAUGGAACUGCUAAAGAGACUAAUAACAUCUCUGACAGUGCCAGAGACUUUGGACUUUUAAACAUAACAUGGGCUCUUCCGGUGGAAAAUAACUUAGAUCAUCUCCUUCGGCUUCACUUCUGUGACUAUUGGAAUUCAAUAAGUGGCCUUACAUACUUUGAACUUUCCAUUUCCAACGCCCAUGUCAUGCAGAUAAAUAGUGACGUAAAUGUGUCUAACUUGUUGCCUGCCCCUUAUUAUUAUGAUUUUGUGGUGAAGUCUGAUGGCUUUGGGAAUAUUCGGGUCAGCCUAACACCUAAUGGAACCGCUGAAAUACCAAAUGCAUUUCUAAACGGGCUAGAAAUAAUGAAAGUGAUUGAGCAAUCAAAUUCUGUUCCCCCUGACCUGGAAUCUGAUUCCAGUCAUAAUAGUCUUCCCGUGGUGCUGGGUUCAGUUCUCGGAGGUUUAGUCUUGGUUUUUGUUAUGACGCUACUUGGUUUUCUUUGGUGUUUUAAAAUGAGGAAGGAAAAGCCCGUUGAAAAUUCGGACUGGUUGCCAAUUCCCGUUAAUGCUGGAGGGAGUUCUCACAGCAGAUUGACUGAUAUAACCAGUCAUGGCUCUCCCCUUCCCAACAUAAACCUUGGGCUCAAACUUUCCUUGAUUGAUCUUCAAUUGGCGACAAAGAACUUCCACGCAAGUCAGCUAAUUGGCAAGGGUGGUUUUGGCAACGUCUACAAGGGAGUUCUCAGGAAUGGCAAUAUAGUGGCUGUGAAAAGAAGUCAGCCGGGUUCAGGUCAAGGACUUCCAGAAUUUCAGACAGAGAUCAUGGUUUUGUCUAAGAUUCGGCACAAGCAUCUUGUUUCCUUAAUUGGGUAUUGUGAUGAGAAGUUGGAGAUGAUACUGGUUUACGAAUACAUGGAAAAAGGGACACUCAGGGACCAUUUGUAUAAUACAAACUUGCCAAGCUUGUCCUGGAAGGUGAGGCUACAAAUUUGCAUUGAUGCUGCCAGAGGACUUCACUACCUUCACAAAGGAGCAGCUGGGGGAAUCAUUCACCGUGAUGUGAAGUCCACAAACAUAUUGCUUGAUGAGAACCAUGUUGCUAAAGUUGCUGAUUUUGGUCUUUCAAGGUCAGGUCCUCUUGAUCCUCAACCUUAUGUCAGCACUGGUGUUAAAGGCACUUUUGGGUAUCUUGAUCCUGAGUAUUUCAGGUCGCAACAGCUGACAGAAAAAUCUGAUGUCUAUUCAUUUGGGGUUGUUCUUUUGGAAGUGUUGUGUGCAAGAGCAGUGAUUGACCCAUCUCUUCCAAGAGAUCAGAUAAACUUGGCUGAAUGGGGAUUGCUUUGCAAAAACAAGGGGACACUCCAAGAGAUCAUCGAUCCUUCCAUCAAGGACCAAAUUGAUCAAAACUCACUCAGAAAAUUUAGUGAGACGAUAGAAAAAUGUUUGCAAGAUGAUGGUUCUGAUAGGCCAACGAUGGGUGAUGUGUUGUGGGACUUGGAGUAUGCGCUGCAGCUUCAGAGAGGUGCAAAUGCAAUACAGAGAGAGCCGUACGAGGAUAGUUCUAGUAGUGUUUCUGCAUCACUUCAGUUGCCCAAUGUUCGGCGUCUUCCUUCACUCUCCACACUAAGUGAAAUGGAUGAUACCAUUGUGAGGGGUGAUGAUUCCCAUAGUGCUGUGGAUUCCGUUUUCUCCCAGUUGGAAAUAGACGAUGCCAGAUAA
Molecule: messenger RNA, 2544 nt
Organism: Sphenostylis stenocarpa
Lineage: Eukaryota; Viridiplantae; Streptophyta; Magnoliopsida; Fabales; Fabaceae
Source: the annotation of a GenBank genome assembly